AAAAACAAAAGUAACGUCACGCGAACGUGAAAAUAUGUUACUUUACCAUCUCGUCUUAGUGACUUGCUUAUCGCUGGUUUCGAGCGAGCUAUCGAAAUUGGACACAGUUUACGAGUGGAAUUACAUAGAUUUUGCCUGGGAUUCGCCGGCCGAAAGAGAAAAGGCGGUGAAAAAUGAAAGUUACGAUUUUACGCGCAUAUUACCCGUGGACGUCGACGUGUAUCGAGAUGGACGAGUAUUCGUUACGAUGAUCGGUAUGCAUGGGGUACCAGCUACUUUGGGUAUUGUGACCGAUGUCAAGGGUCCAUCCGGGCCGCUGAUAAAGCCUUACCCAGAUUGGUCCUGGUUCAAGGAGAAUAACUGUGAUUCUAUCAGAAAUGUGCACAGAAUAGCGAUAGAUAAGUGCGACCGAUUAUGGGUAUUAGAUACUGGUUCACGCGAGGUCGAUAAGUCCGACUGUCCAGCUCAGCUAUUGACAUUUGACCUUCGAAGUGAUAAAUUGAUCCAACGCUUAAAAAUACCUAAUCACAUAGCCAGAAAUAAGCAGGGAGAUACACUUUUGGUCACGCCGAUCGUCGAAACUAAUGGCGAAAAGUGCGAAGACACGAUCGUCUACAUGGCUGACCAGCUGGGCGAGGGUCUGGUCAUCUGGAACGGGGUGAGAAUCUAUCGGCUGGACAGUCCGAUAUUUCAGCACGAACCGAGCGCCCAGCGCAUCACAGUCGGCAACCACAGCAUCGAUUACUCCGGUGGCAUCGCCGCCAUGGCCAUUUCGCCGCGGCUCUUUCACGACGAGCCACGACUCCUCUACUUUCACGCUUUGGCCUCGUACACCAUCUACGCGACGAAUUCGCAGAUACUGAAGCGCAGCACCUUCGGCGACACCAUCAGAUUCACCGGAGCCGAGAAUAUACUGAGCAGCCAAGCCGUGGCUCAGGCGUUCUCGUCGAACGGCACCCUCUUCGUCGGCAUGACCCGAGAGAUGUCGAUAUGCUGCUGGAAUCGCUACAGAUCGCCCAAACUCAAGAAUAUAGUGCGUAAUGCAAUAACUAAAUGAGAUAAUUUUUUAUUCGGCCUAAAGUAACGGAUGUAAAUUUAUUUCGAAGCGAAACGAUAAUUUCUGUCUUCUUCGCACAUAUUUUUUUUCAAGGUCGCUCGUUAUGCAAAAGCCUCGAAACUAAGUCAAUUUCCGAUUUUUUUAUUUGUUUCUUCGCAUUUUAUUUUUAUUUUUUUGAAAUUCCAAACACACACUCGCUUGAAAUAACACUCGCGAAUCUCGACGGGGCGACAAUUUCAGCGAUAAUAUUUCUCUUGACAGAUAACCAUUGCGCAAGACAAUGAGACGCUACAGUACACGAGCGGCUUGAAAGUCAUACAGCCGAGCGAGCGAAACCCG
Molecule: messenger RNA, 1396 nt
Organism: Trichogramma pretiosum
Lineage: Eukaryota; Metazoa; Arthropoda; Insecta; Hymenoptera; Trichogrammatidae
Product: major royal jelly protein 1-like
Exons: 4
Coding region: 35-1057 (340 amino acids)
Cellular component (GO): extracellular region
Source: RefSeq, a predicted model, not a curated record